Molecule: messenger RNA, 4796 nt
Organism: Nothobranchius furzeri (turquoise killifish)
Lineage: Eukaryota; Metazoa; Chordata; Actinopteri; Cyprinodontiformes; Nothobranchiidae
Gene: tnfrsf11a
Product: tumor necrosis factor receptor superfamily, member 11a, NFKB activator
Biological process (GO): ossification; positive regulation of bone resorption; lymph node development
Cellular component (GO): external side of plasma membrane
Molecular function (GO): cytokine binding; tumor necrosis factor receptor activity
Source: RefSeq, a predicted model, not a curated record
CGCAGGAAUGUGCAGACAAGCUGCGUGGAAACUACCGCCGCUCGCGCCUCCAGAAAGAAGAAGUUUGCGUUAAGGAUUUUUGAAGGAGUGUAGAAACAUCUGAUCUCGGUUUAUCUGGUGAGAAGUUGAAGAACGGGUCAUAAAAAGCAGCAAUAGUAUGGAGGUGACCUCCACAACAAGCCGGAUGCUCCGCGGAUGGAUCCUGUGCGCCCUUGUCAUCUUUUACGCACAGAAUGUAACCUCCAAAGCCCUUCUGUGUGGGGAAAAACAGUACUUUAAGGACUCCAGAUGCUGCAACAAGUGUCAGCCAGGAUCCCGCGUGUUGAGUCCCUGCACUGAAUCCCAACAGACCGUAUGUUCAAACUGCAAUCAUCACGAGUAUCAGCCCGGCUGGACAGAUGCCGCAACCUGUAUCCCGAAGAAGUUCUGUGAUACGGGUAAGGGUUUCAUGAGCAGAAAUGAAAAGACCGAAAGUCUUGAGACGGAGGAGCCGUGUCGCUGUAAGCCCGGCUACCAGUGUCACCUCAUCCACUGUGAAUAUUGUGAGGCCAUCCCCACCUGUGAUCCCGGUUACACACUUGAGCUGGAAAAUGACUCUACCAGCGGAAGGAAAGUCUGUGCUCCGUGUAAAAAUGGGUUUUUUUCUGCUGGGGGUCUUAAUGAGCAGUGCAAACCGUGGCGGAGUUGUAAAGCUGAGGGCAGGAGUGAGUUAAAGCCAGGCAAUGCUCAGGCCGACGCCAUGUGUGGAGAGCACGUUUCAGCAUCUCCCUGGGUUUUAGUCACUGUGCUGUUGGUCAUCACUGCCCUGUGUCUCCUCAUCCUGCUGCUGUUCUGCUACAAGGACAAGCUGAAGCUCCUCUCUGUUAAUCUGCGGUCUUGUGUCCAGAAUCUGAAGAGGAGCAGGAUUCAGCAGGAAACUUUGGGCCCUACUUACCACAGUGGAACAGUAGCAGAAAGCCCUAGAACUAGUUCCCCAUGUGAAACCACCAAACUCAUCUGCCAAUCACCUCACAGUCCUGGAACCGAUUCGCCGAGCACCGUUCCAUCUCCUCCUGUGUCCAACGUCGGGGUGUCUCCAACCUCCGCGAAAGAGAUGGUGGAUAAAGAAGACAUCAAGGAGAAGAUGGUGGCAGAGAAUGGCAGGGUGUCAGGGGAGCCAGAGGAGCUUUCAGAAGAAGAGGUUUUGAAUGCGCCCUUGCAUUUGGCAGGGCCUUGUACAUGCGUCGUCCCCGUCCAUGAACCACUGGAAGUAGGGGAAAAUGAGGACUGUAGCCAGGCUGUGGAUCCUGGGAUGUCCGGAACCUGCUCAUGUGGCAUUCUUGAAAAAGAAAGAAAUGGAGAAAAGAGACAGCAAAACAGAAAAGAGGAGAACGAAAGAGGAGGACAAAGACCUGAAAAUAUUAGUUCAUCAUCUAACGGUGAGACCUGUGUCACAUAUCCUGUCUCGGUUUCUUCUUCUCUCAUCCACGCCUCCUCCACGAUCCCAAUAUCCAAUCCACCUGCUGAAGUCUGUGUGCCAUUGUCCCAGGCUGCAGUCAGACCUCAGUACAGAUCCAACCUAUCUGACACAUCACCCAUAAAACAGGAGGAAGAUUCCAGACUAGCAAAUGCAAACUCCGCCUCACAUGAUAGUAGCUCAGCUUCUGCCACCACCUUGGUCAACGCAUUGAUGACCUCCACAUCCGCGGGACAUUUGUACCUGGACAAACCGUCUGAGGCGUCUGGGUCGGAGAAAGACCUGGGGGUUUCCUCCAGGGACAACAAGCUCUCUUCGGGAGAGUCGGAACUGGGGUGUUCUCCGGAGAGCCUCCACAGUCGGCUGGUUGAACCAAGUCUUACCUCAGGUACUUCAGGUAUGGUUUCCGGGAACCACAACACGACCUUCAUCUCCAGCGGUCAGGUGAUGAACGUUUCCGGAGACGUCAUUGUCGUCUACGUCAGCCCGACGUCUCACAGCGGCGAGGAGAGCGGACAGGGCGGCACCUUCGGGAGCCCCAUCCAGGAGCAAGCCAACGAAACGACUCAGUUUUUUCAGAGCAGCUUGAGACCUCAAGGGGACUCCAUUACCCACAACACCUCACAAGGCGAGACACUGCCGGUCCAAGAAGUGAGACAGGAGAGGCAGAGGGGAAAGUGACAUUUGUUCCACCAUAUCAGGUUCUGAUGGAAUCCAAAGAAAGGGAAAAUUAGUUUGUUAAUUUUAUAUUUUUUCUUAUGGUGUCGAGCUUUUAACUGGAACCAAAUAUUAAUACAUAUCUAAUUUAUUCAAUAACCUUCAAACAUAAAAAAAAAUUUUUUUUGUUUUGACAUCAAGCUAAUUUAGACUUGCUUUGUAAAAUAAGAUGUCCACCAUGUGGGCAGAGUUUUUUAAAAUGUUUCUAAGUUUAAAAAUUGAGGUUUUUACAAAAAGCAAAAAGAAUUUUAAAUAUUUAAUUAAUCCCAACUUCUCACUGGAGGCGUCAGCGGUGCGGAACGGCAGCGGGACAGUUUUAGUGGAUGCCGAUCCUCACCGGGAGAGUCUCGGCUGUCCGCCAUUAAAUCAAAAAGAAGAUCCCGUUUGAUGUCACUGUGUGAUGUCAUUUAUGAUGUUCCUCUCCACUGCCAGGAUUGAAGCCAUGAAAAACACACCGUUGCACUUCUCGAAAAAAGCUGGUAAUAAAUGAGACGUAAGGUCACACUUAUCGACGUAAUUUACAUAGAUAUGAAAUCGCAUUGCUGCAAUAGUCUUUUAUUUUGAAAAUGAUCGGACAUUUUACACUGAAACCGUGUGUAAUUUUGUUUCUGGGUCUAUGUUAACUGCAGAAAUAUUCAGGCGCAUCCCAGAAACAGCUUGCGCCUAACGUAUAUUUAGCAGCAUGGCAAACUGCUUCUGGGAUGCGCCUGAAUAUUUCUGCGCUGCGGCCGGUAUGGAUCAACUCUAAAGACUCUGAAGGAUUCGGUUUGAAGUAUAGCUACGCUUCACGCUGCUGACGUCUCCAGUGUGGCGUCAGGCUAAGAGAAGCUAACAGAAUCUAGUUCACAUUACAGCAGUAUGAAGCUUCUUUAAUCUGUUCCAAGUCAUUAUUUUCUUGUUCCUGCACCACAUGUGCAGUUUGAGUAGAAAAAUGCUAUGCAUUUGAUAAGCUAUUUUAUCACUGGUUUGACUCUUUUUAUUCUGUUUUAAUCUUUGAUGAAAAGAAGUAAAAUGUUUGUUUAAAAUAUUUUAGCAGAAGUAAAUCGUUGGUGCAUUUUUCACAAGUUGCCUUUGUGAUAAAUAGUUUUAUAUAUUUCCCGAAAAAGUUUGCUGAUUUGUGAAUAUCAAGGGAUAUUUUUAAUAUACAUGUGUGAUGUGUUUUGAUAUACUGGUGCCACCGACAGCAGGAAAAAAUGAGCACAAUUUGGGACUUUAAAGAAAAUUUUGAUUUGUUUCUUUAAAAGUAACAUGAGGUAAGUUCCUGAGGCUUUUAUUUGUUUUUUCGUUGCCUUUUUGGGCUUUUAUUUUGGUAGAUUUUCUAUAGAAUACUGGUCCUUUCAUCUGCCUUCUUGUUCUAACAUGAAUCAUCUUGUUGGUUUUAAAACAAUCGAACAUAAAAAAGGGUCUGAAAAGAAAGUUCUGUGUAAUUGAAGUCUAUUGGUCCAUUCCAUGAAAAUUAAAACCAAAUCCAUUAUGAAUCCAGGAGGGGCUGGAAAAGGUUUUCUAAUUAGCAUUCACAACACCUUUUUGAAAGCACUGCUGUUACAGCAUUCACCAAAUACAUCUUAAGACUCUGACAGGGAUGCUAACUUUGAGUCUUUAUAGUGUUUAUGAGCCAAAUCUUGCUAGCAGAUAUUUAGCUAAAUGUUUGUUAGCUUUAACAAGGUGAAAGUUAGCUAAUGUUUGUGUUUACAAGAGCUCAUUGAUGUUAUUUAUGUGUGUUGCAGCUCCUUUUGGCCAUUUUCAUACCAAACCACUGGGCCCUGAAGCCCGCUCAUUUCAGUGGUUUGCACAAAUGACAAUUAGCUUAGCUGUCGUCUAUAAGCUAGGUCAAACAAUCACAAAGCUAACAGAUACAGAAAUCAUGUGGCAGAAGUUUGUUGCACUGAGACCUUGGGGCCUUUUGUACCCUUAACCUCCUUGGUGCUCGGAUUUUAGUACUUCAUUCAGACAAUAAGUUCCUGCUUUAAAGGAACAUAUUAUGUAAAACUCACUUUUUGCAUCAAUUUGCACUGCCAUGUGGUUUUCUACUUCUUCUAUAAACACCAAAUGUUAGGAAAUAUGUGCCUAAAACAAGCAGUUUUGAAAAGCCCCCGUUUGUGAUGUCACAAAUAAGGAAAACAGAACCACCUCUAACACGCAAGAGAGAGCUGCUGUUGGAGGAGGAGUAACUCUACGUGAGCCCCUUCCAGAUAUCGGAGUUUCUCAGCUUAUAGCAGCCUGAGCAGGGGGUGGGUGUGGCCAGUUCCAGCUUGCUGUCUUAAAGUGACUGAGCCCUGAAAAGGGACUCAUUCUGGAAGAUACCAAAGCUGUUGAGAAUAAAACUGCUUUAUGUGAGAGGGAAUUUGUGCAAAGAACUUCAUAAUUAUGUUUCGUAUUGACCAUAGAACUAUUAUAACUUACAAAAAAGUAAGUUUAGAAGAACCCAUGUCACAACUGGUUUGUGCUUUCUUUGGAAAAAAGGCUGAAGGGAACUUAUUUUGUGUUCAAAUCGUUCAAAAGGUAAAAAGUAAACGCUUCUGGAAACGUCGGUGCAUUGUCUCAGCCCUCACCGUAUAAAUCAUGUACAUCAAUCAAACAUGUUGCAAUGAUUAAAUAAAAGACUAUUUUGAUUGAAAUUAAA